AUGGCUGAAGCAAGCGAAUCACAAGAUACUGGCCUGGGAAAAGAGUGUUGCACUACCUUAGAUUCAUUGUUAAGGGAGAUUGACCAGGAAAUACCUGCUGUUGCUAACAGACAGCUCCCCUUACAGGAGAUUGGCGACGAUACAAUGGAGCAAAUUGUCACUUACAAUACUAUGAAUAACGCUAAGUCGAUAGUUACUGACGUAGAAGAUGCUGAUGACACUCAACCUCUUGCGCAGCCUCAGUCGCACAAGUCAGUCAUGUUCAGUGAUGAAUUCGAGCUUCACGAGUAUCCACCGGGAGAAGAGGAAGGCAUAGAUCAAAUCCAACAGCGUGAUAGCUCUGCGCUUUCCUGGAGUACAGCAUCCCUUCCCAGCGGGGUGGCUCGAAAGGAGAAAGCUGCUCUUCUCUUGACUACCGGGUCAGACAGUGAGCCUGAGAGUGACUCGCUGGAGUUAAGUGAUACUGAGCUUAAAAGUAAUUCCGUCACGAAAUUGCAUGAGAAACUUGAACAUGUAUUGGGAAAACCAGAAAACUCUGCUAAUGUACCUCGGCUGAAGCAAAUGGUUGAUAGCAUCGAUGAAAUGGUGGUCUCACGCGAACCAGAAGAAAUCAAGCCCCUCAGCAUAACUAUUCAAUCUACAUUACCCCUAAAUUCUCUCGAGGAAAAAUCCAGUUUGCUUGAAUAUAGCGUUGAGGCCGAAAUGCAUGAAGAUGAAAUGCCAGAAAGAAUACGGCACUCCCCAUCAAAGAUCCCUACUACAAAUACCAUUUCCAUUAACAGAUUCAACAAAUCGGAAGAAUACCCGGCAUCAAGUAGAUUAUCAUCCGGCUCGUCAAUGGACGAUAGCGUGACGGCGUUGGAGACUAAAACUAUGCAAGACAAAUUUAAUCUACUUACGAAUAAAUCAUUAGCCGCACACGCCGUUCCAAAGAUGGAGGAUUGCCAAGUUUCGAAUAGAAGCUUAUCUAUGCUCCACGAGAACAAUUCGAGAGUCUUCAGUGUAACUACCACCAACGAUGAAUAUCAAUCCGCCAAGGAAUUUGAUACAGCUGAGGCGUCAAUAGAUGAUGUUGAAAACGAGAAUUACAUUGAGGAGUUGGGCAUAUCUACUGGGCCGACCAAAGACGAGGAAACAAUCACGGAUCUGCAUGGACUGAUUCAGGAAAAUGCUGGAAGCGUGCCUUACACAUCUGAGAACUAUUCAGCUUCGGGUUCCGACGUUAACAUUUUUCAAUCACUAGACUUGCCAAAACUUCCACCUCUGGAUGCAUCAUUUGUUGACUAUGCUCUGCGAAAGUCGAGUUCAUCUGGAACAGUGAAGGUUAAUACCUUAAGUUUGCAAAGAAAUACGUCAAUCACAAACUCAAUCAAUAGUGACAUAAUUAUCGACAGAAAUCCCGACCAAGAAUCUGAAAACGAAUCCUCAAUACCAAAACUUGGCACUACAGAUGAAGAAAAUAUAACAACAAAAGUGACAGCAACAGAAUCUUCUGAAGAGAGUGAAAUUGAAAAGUCUUCUGAGUUCAGUGAUGGUCAUAGCCAAAAUCAGGGAAAUCAUUACAUUGAAACUGAUUUAAAUGAAGAAUGCGAAGCAGGAAAUGGCGAGAAGAAAAGUUUCGACAAUGGAAGCGAAGAAUUAGAAGUCAAAGAAGGUUCAUCAUUUGAAGAAGAAUCACAUGAUAACAAUUCUGAAAAUGGUCUGAGAGCUGAUACGCAAUGCGCUCAUGAAGUCGACAGUUCUACACCAAAUCUUCCUUCUAUAGGAAAGUUUUCCUCAUUAUUUAACGAAGACUAUCCUUUUGAUGGUGCGGAAGAUACUUCGAACGAUUCUAUUGACAUCACCAAAUCCCUGAAGACAUCUGAUUAUCUAUCGAUCUGGCAUACGCAAGAAAACAGUAUCAAGACAUCCCCUGCAUUAAGUUCAAAUUCUCAGUUUUCCCGCCACUCCUCAGCAACAGUGAGCUCUUCGAUUUCGACAUCUUCAAAGUUCAAACUCAAGCCAAGAGUAAUCAGCAGAAGCAAAGUUUAUUACCCACAAGAAAAUGCCUCUAGUAAGAUUGAAGAAGAAGAUUAUAUGCUUCCCCAAGUAGCAAAAAAUAGUGUACUAGACCCAUUGAGGAGAAACACCUUACUUUCCAAAAAAAUUCAGCUGAGAAUCAAAGAACAACAGAAACUAUCACCACGCUACGGCCCAUCAGUCGUUAGGCUUGUUACUGAAAAGGGAGACACGAACGACAAGGUGAUCACCGAAGAUGAAGACCAGACCACGGUAACAUAUGGGCAGGAAGACCCUCAUGAAAUCGCAAAGAUAGGCAAUAAAUUUGAAUCUCAACUAAUAAAUAGUCCUGAAAGGAGUUUACUAGUGACCGAAAAUCACAUCGAGGAGCCCACUGACGAAUUCGAGGAUGUAAUAGGUGCUUUAACUCUUGAUGCCUCUUUCAACGAAGAACAGCCAGAUACUAAUGACAUUAGCUCUGUAGUCUACCAUAUUUGGGAUCAAAAUGCCUAUCAAAACGGUCUGGAUAUCAAACUAAGAGAUGGAGCAGCAAAUGAAACAAAGAAAGCUAAGAUGCGCGAUGACAUCCUUAAUAAGUUAUUGGAAGAGGAACAACAUAAGGAAGCUCUAGAUGAAGAAAAAGUCUCUUCGGGACUUGGAAUAGUCAAAAAUACUGAAAGUCAAAUUGCAAUUUGUCGAACCAGUGAUUACGAUGGAGUCGAUGUUAUCCGCUCGGACUCUUUAGAUUCAUCUGCGAGGAAGUCUAUAUCCUUACCAUCAGAGGCGACACCUCGGACUCCUUCUCCAGUGAAGUUAUCUCAUAUCGAGAGCCCUUUCAAGGUCACUAGAGCACGAAAAUUGGAAGAAUCUAAGCCCGAGGAGAAUGAGAAGAACAAAUCCACGUGCAAACUUGAAACCGCGGACUUUAGUGAAAAUUCGUCAAUCAGUGAAGCUCGGGAAAAUGCUAAUUCGAAUUUGCUAACAACUUUGGGCAACGAUGAAACUUCGUCCCUGCAAGAUAAUGGAAAACUUUACUUGGUUAUAAAUGGCAUUGAAAGCCUAGGAAUUAAUGACAUUAGGCGUCACAAUGCCAGGUUUGCAAUAGAAUUCGAUAAUGGAACCAAUAUUGUACAAACCCCCUGGGAACGAUUUUCUGAAAGAUCGAUAACUUUGGAUAAAGAGUUUGAAGUAUUUUUGAAUCAAAAAGGAGCACCAUCUACCGAUAAGAUUGUUAUCACGUUUAAAUGCAAAUACACAAAGCCUCAAGCCGAAUUGGUAGAAGUGGUUGAACGCAUUCCUUUGAAGAAGAAGCUACCCUUUGGUAGAACAAAAUAUAGGACUGAAAAAAGAUUUGUAGAGAAGCCAGUAUCUUUCGACGAUUGGGACUACAUGUUCGCACAGGAUGGCUCAUUUGCCCGCUGCACCAUAACACUUGACAAUAUGUUAUUAUCUAAGGCACGGUAUCAACAAAGACUGCUUCACUUCAACCUUAUUAAUGAGUGGGCAAGGGUAUUCGACAAAAAGAAUGAUGUCAGGGAUAAGUACAAAUUACCUCGCAAACCUGCAUAUAAUGUUGGACAGUUGAAUGUCAGAAUGUGUUACCUACCACGCACAUCGAACUUAGAAAAAUUCCCUAAAACUUUGAAACUGGCUGAGCAGAUUGUUAACAAAUAUUCUGAACAACAAAAUAUUAAGUGUGAAGGUUUCUUGUGGCAGGAAGGUGGAGAUGUUGAUGGCAUGCUGCAAAGACGUUACUUCAUUUUGCAUGGAAACCAGUUGAUAUCUCAUCAUGAAAUUACAAAAAAACCAAAGGCGCUAAUCAAUCUAUUGAAUGUCGUAAGCGUAUUAGGCGAGGGAAACAUCUCAAAAGAAGUCACCACCCAAGUAAGAAACUUUACUGACAUGGUACUUUUUAGCGAUUACUUCAAAUUGAUCUUUGAAAAUGGAGAAGUUAUUAGCCUAAAUGCCGAAACCGUGGAAUCGAGGAUUGAAUGGGUUACUCUUCUUUCACGCGUAGUGGAGCUAAACAAAUUCCACCAACCAUGGGUUAAGCAAUUACUUGCAUACCGUUCACCAGACACUAACGUAUAA
Molecule: messenger RNA, 4089 nt
Organism: Lachancea fermentati
Lineage: Eukaryota; Fungi; Ascomycota; Saccharomycetes; Saccharomycetales; Saccharomycetaceae
Source: the annotation of a GenBank genome assembly